Metschnikowia bicuspidata var. bicuspidata NRRL YB-4993 is the source of this 1637-nucleotide messenger RNA. RefSeq lists its product as uncharacterized. The record is from RefSeq and is a predicted model, not a curated record. NCBI's taxonomy places the organism in Eukaryota, Fungi, Ascomycota, Pichiomycetes, Serinales, Metschnikowiaceae. The transcript has a single exon. Bases 47 to 1300 code for a protein of 417 amino acids. Gene Ontology annotation, molecular function: protein binding.
GGAAAGCUCAUUCUUACACACAUCUUCAUUUGUCGAAGGAUUUAAAAUGUCUGAAUCAGAAUACCAGGAAAACGAAGAGCACUUCAACGAGGAAGAGUUUGUUGACAGCAACGAAAUUGCUGAAGAAGUUGAAGAUGACUUCGGGCCUGGUCCCGAAGAAAUCGACGAGAAUGAUAUGGACAUGGACGAUGAGGAAACACUAGAAAUUGACUUAGCCAAUAAUUCAUGGACCUACUUUGACCAACAUAAAGACAGUGUGUUUGUGAUUUUCAAGCACCCUUCGUUACCCAUGGUUGUCACGGGUGGUGGAGACAAUACGGCUUUCAUGUGGACAACUCAUACGCAACCACCAAGAUUUGUCGGCGAGUUGCUGGGACACAAAGAGUCAGUCGUUGCUGGUGGUUUCACUGGGGACGGAAAAUUUGUCAUCACGGGUGACAUGAAUGGAUGCAUCCAGGUGCACCAGGCGGCUAAGGGUGGCCAGAAGUGGAGUAGAUUUGGCGAGUUGGAAGAAGUGGAGGAAGUUUUGUGGAUUUCAGUGCAUCCACAUUUGCCAUACUUUGCUUUCGGUGCUCCCGAUGGCUCAGUGUGGGUCUAUCAAAUAGACGAGAGCUCGAAGUCACUCGAACAAAUAAUGUCCGGGUUCUCUCACAAUUCCGAGUGUAACGGUGGUGUAUUCGUCAAUACGGACGACAAUGAAAGUUUGACUUUGGUCACUAUCUCCGAAGAUGGCUCGAUUGUCAACUGGAACGCUUUCUCGGGAGCCACAAACUACAAGUUGCAGCCUCAUGAUGACUUCAAGGGUGUCGAGAGUCCGUGGGUGUCCAUCAAGACUUACAAGAAUGUGUUUGCCGUUGGUGCCAGAGAUGGGCAGUUGGCGAUUGUGAACCUAGACACCGGAAGAAUUGUUCACCACGUGAAAACCAUCGAAAAUGUCGAAGACAUUGCCGACCUUUCCGUGGAGGCAUUGUCCUGGUGCAAGAGUCCCACGGUUAACUUGCUUGCCGUUGGUUUAGUAUAUGGUGAUGUUCUUUUGUUUGACUCUUUGCAGUGGAGAUUGCGUCGCACACUCAAGGCUGAUGACACCAUCACCAAGCUUGAAUUUGUGGAUGAUAAGCCAAUUUUGGUUGGUUCCAGCAUGAACGGGAAAAUCUACAAGUGGGAUGCCCGUACCGGUGAGGAGUUAUUUGUUGGAGUUGGCCACAAUAUGGGCGUGUUAGAUUUUGCCGUGCUUGAUGGCGGUGCCAAGCUUGUCACUGCUGGAGACGAGGGUGUGUCUCUUGUGUUUGUGCACGAGUAGUUUUAUGAAUACAGCCCUUGGGAUCUGGAACCUCAUGCCGACUGAUUCUGUUGUGUAUCUUGAACCACCGAGAUUUGGUUUUAUGCAUGUCGAUGGAUGAAUGCUAGCGAAUCACAGCUAGCGGAGAACCAUCCUACUUUAUCUUGUACAAGUGGACGCAGUAUUUGCAAAGAAUAUCAUUCGAGACAGCAAAUGAAUCCUUGUGAGGGUAACAUGCAGAAACUUCGAAAUAGUCAAUGUGAAAAAAACAGUCAUUCAAUAAUUUUUUUUUUCCGUACAUUCAGUUACAUCAGAUAGAAACUCUAUCAUACCGAAUCCAUUACCGCCAAGUCCUCCA